Messenger RNA from Zygosaccharomyces rouxii, 774 nucleotides. RefSeq names its product bifunctional precorrin-2 dehydrogenase/sirohydrochlorin ferrochelatase MET8 (gene MET8). Lineage: Eukaryota; Fungi; Ascomycota; Saccharomycetes; Saccharomycetales; Saccharomycetaceae. Gene Ontology annotation, biological process: siroheme biosynthetic process. The transcript has a single exon. Gene Ontology annotation, molecular function: precorrin-2 dehydrogenase activity; protoporphyrin ferrochelatase activity. The coding region runs from base 1 to 774 and encodes 257 amino acids. The record is from RefSeq and is a predicted model, not a curated record.
AUGGCACCAAAAUCACUUCUAUUGGCUCAUCAACUGCGUAAUAAGAAUGUACUUGUCAUUGGUGCUGGCGAUGUUGCAUUAACGAGGUUAAAGAAAUUGAUACCAACAGGUUGUAAAAUCACAAUAAUUGGACCGGAAUUUAAUUCGGAAUUAAAGGAAGCAUACUGUAGUCAUUGCGAUCCCAGCACAGGUAUAGAUGAUCAAUGGCAAGUAAACGGUGGUGUUUAUCGUUGUAUCCCUGAAAAGUUCCAAGAUGAUUAUCUUUCACUCUAUCAAGAUGGCGUUAAUUCAAAUUGGGCACUCAUACUAGUUUGUAUACCAGAUGGUACAAUCAGUAAACAUAUCUAUUCAUUGGGUAAGUCUAAAUUUGGUCAACAACAAUUGAUCAAUGUUGCUGACGAUAAACCGAUGUGUGACGUUUAUUUUGGUGCAAAUUGGGAAGAUGAAUCUUUACAAGUUUUGAUAAGUUCUAAUGGUGCAGGUCCAAGGUUUACCGCUUUAUUAAGAGAUGAGAUUGGUCAAAUGUUAUCUGAAUUACAUUUAAGCAAAUCUGUAGAGAACUUACAAAAGCUGAGAUCUAGCGUUCAAAUUCAUGCUAAGGGGCCUGAAUCAACAAAGUUUAGAAUGAAAUGGAUGAGCCGCUGUACUGAAUUAUUUGGAGUUCGCAAUUGUCAUCAAAUGGAUGUUAAUUCCCUUGUUAACCUGUUCCAAGAGAUGUAUUCUAAAAGGACUCUAGAUUUCCCUCCUGACACAAUCUCUAGGUACUCUAUAUAG